UCACCCGGCUGGGCGGCACGGCGGGGCAGGCCACGGUGGGGUAAAUCAACUAGGCGGGGUGUUCGUGAAUGGGCGCCCCCUGCCCGAUCUGGUCCGGCAGCGGAUUGUCGAGCUGGCGCACAACGGCAUCCGGCCGUGUGACAUUUCGCGCCAGCUGCGUGUCAGCCAUGGUUGCGUUUCGAAGAUACUAUCCAGAUACUACGAAACGGGCAGCUUUAAGGCGGGUGUGAUCGGUGGUUCGAAGCCGAAGGUGGCCACACCGCCGGUGGUGGAAGCGAUUGCGGCCUACAAGCUUCAGAAUCCGACCAUGUUCGCGUGGGAGAUCCGGGACAAGCUGCUGGCGGAUGGGAUCUGCGUGCACGAUAAUGUGCCGAGCGUUUCGUCCAUCAAUCGCAUCGUACGCAACAAGGCAGCGGAGAAGGCCAAGUACAGCUCACAGCGAUCGGACAACAGCGGUCUCGACAGUCCUCGAAUUCUUUCGCGCAACAAUCAACAGCAGCAGCAACAAACGCAACAGCAGCAGGAAUGUCUCAAUCAGCAGAUGCAGGCCGACCAGGAGUCGAUGAAGUCUCCGCAGCAGGUCGAGAACGUCGCGUCCCAAUCGUACAGCAUCAAUGGGCUUUUGGGGCUGUCGCAGAAAUCGCUGUCCGGUUCCAGCUCCAAGCGGCGCCGUAUCAAGGAAGAUCCUGACAUGAAGGGCAGUAUGUUGAGCUGUAUCAAGCGCGAUAAGGAGGCCAAAGAGAUGUCGGAAAGUAUGCUGCACGACAGCAUAGGCAAGGGAGGACCGGGCCCGGACCAGCAACAGCAACAGGACAAGGGACACGAUCUGUUUGUCGGUGGUGUGGACUUUGUUAGUUCGCUUGCGAUGGCACAGGACGAUGGUAACAAUCCGGACAAUCAGCAGCCCGGCUUCAGUAGCAUGCGGGCCGGUCCACGGGCCAGCCCGAUCCGGUCGCGCGAAAACGCACUCUUCCUGCUGGCGGCCGGUGGCGGUGACAAGGCGCACAAAUACCACCGCACGGACGAACCCAUGCCGGCUGGCGUAAUCAUCGAGGAUGACAGCAGCGCACGGAAGCAUCAGCAGGCCCAACAGCAGCAACAGCAGGCACAUCAGGCAAGCGACGUAAAGUCGACGUACGAUAAGAUACUCGCCGGUGAGCUAGUGCCCGGGACGGCGGUCAAACGCACCAACACCACCGAACCAACCGCCCUGACGCAGUCGUCGAUCGAGUUCCUGAGCGACAUGAACAACAACAUCUCCCAGAACCAGCACCAAGGCUUUGCGGCGGCCGCGUACGAAGGGGCGUACAGUGCGGCCGACGCCGCCGACACGGCCGUACAGCUGAACCCGCACCUGGCCGCCUGUUCGUCGAACUAUUCCGCCUUCCUGCAGAACACGGACCAGUUUGCGGCGGCCAACCCGGAGCUGAUCUUUCCGACCGCGGCCUACACGCAGUACGCGGCGCCCGGGUACGGUACGUUCAACUACAACUCCUCGUUCGCCAACAACAACCUGUGUCGGGAUCUCGGUCAGAUUCACUACCCGGAGGAGCAGUAGUAGUGCGUCUGUAGCUAUAAUGGUAGUGGUUAGUAGUGGCGUUAGUGGAUAGCAACGUGGAACGGAGUGAUUUCUUUAGCCCGU
Messenger RNA from Anopheles maculipalpis, 1642 nucleotides. RefSeq lists its product as uncharacterized. Gene Ontology annotation, molecular function: DNA-binding transcription factor activity, RNA polymerase II-specific; RNA polymerase II cis-regulatory region sequence-specific DNA binding. Bases 308 to 1558 code for a protein of 416 amino acids. The transcript has 4 exons. The record is from RefSeq and is a predicted model, not a curated record. Gene Ontology annotation, biological process: anatomical structure development; regulation of transcription by RNA polymerase II. NCBI's taxonomy places the organism in Eukaryota, Metazoa, Arthropoda, Insecta, Diptera, Culicidae.